UCUCCCUCUCAUCUCUCUCUCUCCCCUCUCUCUCUAGCACACAUAAUCAGCCACUCUCUAACUGGGGGGCAAGUCCACAGAGAUUUAUUUACACACAGUCAAACAUACAUACAUACAUAUAUACAUAUACACAUAGUAGUGAGAAAACCUAAGAAAUCAUGUUUCCAAUCUGGAGCAAGAAAAAGGGUUCAUCUUGCAAAGCCCGGCCCGAAGAACAAGGAGGGCCCGAAGAACAAGGGCUGAGAAUUCUUACAGAGAUUUCAAAUGGGAAUUCAAAUGUUGUUGUAAUAAUUAAAGUGAAGCCCAUUUUCUUGUUCAAUAUUAAUCAGAUUCUCAGAUCCGAUCAUCACUCUCAUAACUGCUAUCUCAAAUCAUGCCAUCUUUGCCACAAGCCAUUGAAUCUCGACACAGAGAUCUACAUGUACAUGGGUGAUUUGGGGUUUUGCAGUGUGGAGUGUAGAGAGAGGCAAAUUUAUCUUGAUGAGACGAAGGAGAUGGAGAUCUCCACCCAGAAAAUGUUGGAGAGUUUCCGGCGGCGGCGCAAUCGAGACGGCGGUGGUCGAUGUGAGACCGCCGGACUCUUGGAGGAUUACCGGAGGCGGCGCCACCCGUUUUCGUCGUCCCAAAAGAGUCGAGUUAUUUUCUUGUAGCGGGGGGGGGGAAUAUAUAUUUUAAUACAAGGCGGAUAAGUAAUAAAUUUACACUAUAUGCUUGAAAAAAUGUAUUGUGAGUAUAAACUAAUAAAUCGUAAUUUUUUGUUUAUUUUUGUUUAAUGAGGAAAUAUAAUGAAAUAUCGCACUUUCUCUCA
This is a messenger RNA of Erythranthe guttata (spotted monkey flower), 808 nucleotides long. RefSeq lists its product as hypothetical. The record is from RefSeq and is a predicted model, not a curated record. NCBI's taxonomy places the organism in Eukaryota, Viridiplantae, Streptophyta, Magnoliopsida, Lamiales, Phrymaceae.